This is a messenger RNA of Penicilliopsis zonata CBS 506.65, 1021 nucleotides long. RefSeq lists its product as hypothetical. The transcript has a single exon. The coding region runs from base 387 to 914 and encodes 175 amino acids. Lineage: Eukaryota; Fungi; Ascomycota; Eurotiomycetes; Eurotiales; Aspergillaceae. The record is from RefSeq and is a predicted model, not a curated record.
GGUGAGCCCGAGCUUCAGGAUUCCAUCUUUAUGAAGGUGAUGGUGGAUGGUUUGCAGAUGGGAUUGGUCAUGAGCUGUUUGUUGGCUGUGAACAGCUAGCUGGGGGACACUGGCUAAUUCGGAGACAUUGGCAUAGUGACCUAAAUAGGAAGUAUCAGUAAAUGGAGAGACGUCUUAAGAAUGGAUAGAACAGUCCAAAAAAGAGCAAAUUCAAUCGACUUACGACGGUAGUUGAGUCUUUUGCAGGCUGCCAUGCCGGCAACGAGGCAUCUGCGGUGGGAAAACAUGGCCAUUGUGAUAGAAAGAGAGGAAAGAAAGAAGAGGAUGAAUCCAAAGUAUGAGGAUGAUCCAUCAGCCGGGAGACACAUCGUGAACCCUUUAUAGUCAUGACUCAAGACUUGGAAGGCAUCGUGAACAACAAGCCAAGAAUCUUAACUCAUCCUGUAGGACACAACGGAGGCUAUAGGCGUCGACUGUCGCCCAACCAGCGUCCGCCUGGCCUCCUAUCAAGGAUUUGCUUGGCUAUUCGCAAGAGGUCAUCACCCGUGGCUAUCCAUAAUCAUGCAGAUAUCCAUCCUCAACCUUCGCCUUCCAGGGACCCUUUUCAACAUUGGCUUGCCUCACCGUCUUUAUGGACCAGUGCCAAUCAGUUCCCCCCCUUUACGUCUUUCGGACCGGUCCCCCUUCCAACGCGGCCCGAGAGUCCUUCCAUCUCAGGCAAGGGGAUUCCAGGCCUGAGGUCCACGGGAUCGGGAGAUCUCCCUGCAGGGAUUGCGCGUUACACAGACAAGGUAUAUUCCGCCAGACAGGUCAGAUUCUCUGGUCCAGAGUGGAGUCCCUGGUCACGGCUUGGCGAGAAGGGGACGACUCGUAACGGCCCAGCCGACGUAGGACGGCCAGGGAGGGGCGAAUGAGGCAUACCCAACACCCUGGUUAAUCCUGCAGCAGAAAAGUCGGGAAUGGGUCUCGUGAAUCUUCGAUAGUACGGAGUAAACUUUGGGCGGACGGCGGUGGAGCCAAU